Molecule: messenger RNA, 2893 nt
Organism: Carlito syrichta (Philippine tarsier)
Lineage: Eukaryota; Metazoa; Chordata; Mammalia; Primates; Tarsiidae
Gene: ASPH
Product: aspartate beta-hydroxylase
Exons: 26
Coding region: 127-2343 (738 amino acids)
Biological process (GO): peptidyl-aspartic acid hydroxylation
Cellular component (GO): membrane; endoplasmic reticulum
Molecular function (GO): peptidyl-aspartic acid 3-dioxygenase activity; protein binding
Source: RefSeq, a predicted model, not a curated record
GUACAAGGGUUGGCCAGUCUAAAAUUCUGGUAGGGAAGGGCAUGUGGUGUGCCCCAAACCAGCCAAAAGCUCUUUGAUUUUCUUUUUUUCUUUAGUAUUUAUUAUUCAUGGAUUGAAGAAAUCAAAAUGGCUGAAGACAAAGAGACAAAGCAUGGAGGACACAAGAAUGGGAAGAAAGGAGGACUUUCUGGAAGUUCAUUUUUCACAUGGUUUAUGGUGAUUGCAUUGCUGGGAGUCUGGACAUCAGUAGCUGUUGUUUGGUUUGAUCUUGUUGAUUAUGAGGAAGUUCUAGCCAAAGCAAAGGACUUCCGUUAUAACUUAUCAGAGGUACUUCAAGGAAAACUUGGAAUCUAUGAUGCUGAUGGUGAUGGAGAUUUUGAUGUGGAUGAUGCCAAAGUCUUAUUAGGGCUUAAAGAAAGAUCUGCUCCAGAGCCACCAGUCCCACCAGAAGAGUCUGAGCUACAUGCUGAGCCCGAGGAGCAGGUUCCCACGGAGGAAGAACCCCAGAUUAUCGAAGAUGAAGUAAAAGAACAAAUUCAGUCCCUUCUCCAUGAAACGUUACACACGGAGCAUGUUGAAGGAGAAGAUCUACCACAAGAAGAGGAUGGACCACCAGGGGAACCACAACCAGAGGAUGAAAACUUCAUUACAGCAGCUGAUGUAGAUGAUAGAUUUGAGACCCUGGAACCUGAAACAUUUCAUGAAGGAACUGAGGAUAGUUACCAUGUGGAAGAAACAGUUUCACAAGACUAUAAUCAGGAUAUGGAAGAGGCGAUUUCUGAACAGGAAAGUCCAGAUUCUAGUGAACCAGUUGUAGACGAUGAAAAAUUGCACCAUGACACAGACGAUGUAACAUACCAAGACUAUGAUGAACAAGUAGUAUAUGAACCUCCGGAAACAGAAGGAAUAGAAGUCUCAGACAAUGCUGUAGAAGACUCAAACAUAACUUCAGAAGAUGUAAGUGCUACCCCUGCAGAGGAACAACAGGAAGUGUCACCAGAAACAAAUAGAAAAACAGAUGAUACAGAACAAAAAGCAAAAGUUAAGAAAAAGAAGCCUAAGCUUUUAAACAAAUUCGAUAAGACUAUUAAAGCUGAACUUGAUGCUGCAGAAAAACUUCGUAAAAGGGGAAAAACUGAGGAAGCAGUGAAUGCAUUUAAAGAACUUGUACGCAAAUACCCUCAGAGUCCACGAGCAAGAUAUGGGAAGGCACAGUGUGAAGAUGAUUUGGCUGAGAAGAGGAGGAGCAAUGAGGUACUGCGUGGGGCCAUCGAGACGUACCAAGAGGUGGCCAGCCUGCCUGAUGUCCCUGCAGACCUGCUGAAGCUGACUUUGAAGCGGCGCUCAGACAGACAACAGUUUCUAGGUCAUAUGAGAGGUUCCCUGCUUACCCUACAGAGAUUAGUUCAACUGUUCCCCAAUGACACUUCCUUAAAGAAUGACCUUGGAGUGGGAUACCUCUUGAUAGGAGAUAAUGACAAUGCCAAGAAGGUUUAUGAAGAGGUUCUGAGUGUGACACCUAACGAUGGCUUUGCCAAAGUCCAUUAUGGCUUCAUCCUGAAGGCACAGAACAAGAUCGCUGAGAGCAUUCCCUAUUUGAAGGAAGGAAUAGAAUCUGGAGAUCCUGGCACUGAUGAUGGAAGAUUUUAUUUCCACCUGGGGGAUGCUAUGCAGAGGGUUGGGAACAAAGAGGCAUAUAAGUGGUAUGAGCUUGGGCACAAGAGAGGACACUUUGCAUCUGUCUGGCAGCGCUCACUCUACAAUGUGAACGGACUGAAAGCACAACCUUGGUGGACACCGAGAGAAACGGGCUACACAGAGUUAGUAAAGUCUUUAGAAAGAAACUGGAAGUUAAUCCGAGAUGAAGGCCUUGCAGUGAUGGAUGAAGCCAAAGGUCUCUUCCUGCCUGAGGACGAAAACCUGCGGGAAAAGGGAGACUGGAGCCAGUUCACACUGUGGCAGCAAGGAAGAAAAAAUGAAAAUGCCUGUAAAGGAGCUCCUAAAACCUGUACUUUACUAGAAAAGUUUCCCGAGACAACAGGAUGCAGAAGAGGGCAGAUCAAAUAUUCCAUUAUGCAUCCUGGAACUCACGUGUGGCCGCACACGGGGCCUACAAACUGCAGGCUUCGAAUGCACCUUGGACUGGUGAUUCCCAAGGAAGGCUGCAAGAUCCGAUGUGCUAAUGAGACCAAGACCUGGGAGGAAGGCAAAGUGCUCAUCUUCGAUGACUCCUUUGAGCACGAGGUGUGGCAGGAUGCCUCGUCUUUCCGGCUGAUAUUCAUCGUGGAUGUGUGGCAUCCGGAGCUGACACCCCAGCAGAGACGCAGUCUUCCCGCAAUUUAGCAGGAAUUCAUGCAACAUUGAGAUACCCUGGAGAGAGGCUGCUUUUCUGCUUUCAUGCCCUUGGGUGUGAGGAUAGAAGUUCAAACACCAAGGCUUUUCAUUCCCUUGACUUGCAGCCUAAAAAAUUCUCAGCCUCCUCCUAAGGUUAGAAGACACUAAAGGGAAUUUUUUCCUCACUGCCAUUCAUUUAGAAAAUACCCUGCUGUGUUUCAUCCCACGACAGCACUUGGUCUUAUGCCUGUAUUUAAGGUGAACAUUUGAGAGCUUCUAUUUUGACAACCAAAGAUAUGUUUUCCACAUAGAAUAGACCUAAAUCAGUGUACAAUGAGAACAUGUAUAGAAACUGUGAAUGAAUUGCUUUAGUUUGUAAUUUUUCUAUGCAGUUAUACUUUUUCUAGGGUAACUAGACUAUUUUGUCAUCAUGUAUUACCACUACUUUUCUGUUGAUUUUAAUGAUAAGCUGUAUAAAUGCUUUACUUCUAGCUGUUUAAUGGUAAUGUUUCUUUCAGUAAAACACUCAUGUAAAAAGCAAUUUUAUUUUCCCAAUACA